CCGAUCAUCUCGCAGGAACUGCUUGCUGGGGGAGCAGCUGGAGGCCUGGCGAAGACAAUGGUCGCCCCUCUCGAAAGGGUCAAGAUCCUCUUUCAGACGGGCCGCAUGCGUGGCAAAGGAGUAGGAGAGACCUUAAGGAACAUCUUGGAGAAGGAGGGCGUCGGUGGGCUAUUUCGGGGCAAUGGGGCGAGCGUGCUACGGAUAGUGCCCUAUGCUGCGCUGCACUUUGGCGCGUACGAGUACUAUCGGGAGCUGCUAGUGAAGGCUGCGGCAGCUUCCGUGGGCAAGGGUGUGGUGGAGUAUGAUGUGCCGCCCGCUCUGGACCUUGUGGCCGGGUCCGCUGCCGGCGCGACAGCUGUGCUGGUCACGUACCCGCUGGACCUUGUCAGGACGCGGCUGGCCUACGACACAGAGGCGAACGGACCGGUGCCGCGGGUGCGGUUGACGAUCCGCGGCGUGCUGGCGGCGACGGUGCGACAGGAGGGAGCCCUUGGGCUGUACCGUGGCAUCGGCCCCACACUGUGCGGCAUCCUGCCCUAUGCGGGCCUCAAAUUCUACGUCUACCAAAGCCUAAAACAACAGUAUCGCAGGUGGCCUGGGGAGCAUCACUUGCAGAAGCUGCCGGUGGGCGUCAUGCUGACCUUUGGCGCCUGCUCCGGCCUUGUGGCGCAGACCUUCACCUACCCGCUGGACGUGGUUCGCCGCCAGAUGCAGGUACAGCAUCUGAUUGACUGGCAGGCGACGCAACAGAUUCGGUCGACAUGGCAGGGGUUGCGCCUCAUUAUAUCUCAGCAGGGAUCGCGCGCACUCUUCGCCGGGCUCAGCUUGAACUAUAUGAAGGUUGUGCCAUCGACUGCAAUUGGCUUCACGAUCUACGACGCCCUGAAACAUUACCUGGGCCUGCCGCAGCACCUUUAG
Messenger RNA from Coccomyxa subellipsoidea C-169, 918 nucleotides. RefSeq names its product mitochondrial carrier. Lineage: Eukaryota; Viridiplantae; Chlorophyta; Trebouxiophyceae; Coccomyxaceae. The transcript has 7 exons. Gene Ontology annotation, biological process: transmembrane transport. The record is from RefSeq and is a predicted model, not a curated record. The annotation marks the transcript as partial.